Physcomitrium patens is the source of this 3475-nucleotide messenger RNA. Its product is annotated as F-box/kelch-repeat protein At5g15710. The record is from RefSeq and is a predicted model, not a curated record. Gene Ontology annotation, molecular function: protein binding. NCBI's taxonomy places the organism in Eukaryota, Viridiplantae, Streptophyta, Bryopsida, Funariales, Funariaceae.
AGAAGAAAACAAAACAGAAGUCGAGGACUGUGAAGAAGGUGGAUUUGUUGGGAAUAGACCCUUGCGGUACGAGAGAAAGAGAGCAAAAGGAUGUGUUUGCUGCACCUCUGUAAUCUCGCGCCGAAGAUGCCCGCCCGCGCACGGUGAAUAGUUGGACGAUCUCUCUUCCAUUUUGGACAAAAACUCUCUACACACUGACGGGGUUUGUGGUUAGAUCCAGCGGGAGAGAGAGAGAGCGACACCGAGCGAGCGAGAGGGCGAGAGAGAGCCAGAAAGCGAGAAGGGUGUGCUUUGAUGGCACUGGCGUGCAUUGUCAGCAAUUGGAGGGCGGGGAGAUGAUGUCAGACUGCUAACAUGUUUUGUUUUGUUCCUGUUCGGGGUCUCGUUGUUCUCUCUGCCAGCCUGGUUGGUGCUUGCUGCGUUGGCUUCGAUCGGGUGUGGCGAUGCUGAUGAUGGAGAUGGAGACGGUGAUAGUGUCGAUGCAGGUGGGAGGUAAAGGCCAGAGGUGAGAGAGAGAUUCAGCGAUGGUGUCAGGGUGUGCUGUGUAGGUCACACAUGAUUUCGGCAUCACGACGAGGGGCUGUGAGUGAUUUGGUUAGAUUUUGGAUUUUGAGGAUUGAUGCAGGAGGUGAUUGAGAGUUGGGUUGGAGUGAGUGUGCAUUGGAAGGAUGGAAGGCAGUGAGAGUAGAGAUCUAGGGGAGCGGGGUUUGUGAGGUUUUGAAAGUGGAAGUGGGGUCUCUAUCGUGGAGGAUCGAGAGGUGAAGGGGCAGACGGAGACGGAGUCGGUAGGGAGGGAUGGGGUCUAGGGCAGGGAGCAGGCUUCCCUUCCUUAUUGUGUCGCAUGAAGCGGUGGUCGUGAGAGCGGAGGAAUGGCUCACUAUGAAAAAGGAUUCCAAGUAUGGAGACAACUUUGCGGAGAAGCGCAUGCGAGGUGCGGCCAGGCUUGCGAGAGUGGAGAAGGGCGAGUCAAGCUCCAGUGUCGCAGGGCCGCUCGGUCCUUCCGCCGCCGCCGCCGCCGCCACCGCCAAGCUUCUUGACGUGGAGAUGUUGUCAGAGGAUACUUCACAACCCUUAUCCCCGUCUUACAAGCUCGAUGAUAUUGAUAGAGAUGGAGCUUCUGAUCAAAGCACGAGCCAUGUGCUGGAAAGACCACCGCCAGCUCUGGCUGCUCUCUUGGAUGAAACCCUUGUAAGCUUCAGAGAGCAGUACGAGCUCUACCUUCGGACGGCGGAGUGCCUCCACGUUCUAUGUGAGCAUCGAACCGAAAAUACUUUUCCCCAUGAUCUGGCGGCUGAACCUGUUAUCAUUCUUGGCACGCCUCAAACUCUAAUGACCGCCACAGGAAGCGCCAGAAUGAUCCUUCGUGAUUACAAGAGUGGCAUGUUAGAUCUUCACAUAAAGACGAGGCAAGCGGAGCUUGACUACUAUAUGGAUUGCUUGGCCUGCGCACCAGCCGUGCUAGAGGAGAAAGUGAAUUUAUGCUUUCCGAGUGCAAUGAUCACCGAGGACGAGGCAGACAGGGCUUCUGUCGAUGACAUUAUCAAUAUACGCAAAGAAUGGAACAACCGGGUUGUGGAUGAAUUUAGCGACAAAGCGUUGUCGGUGCAAAUCGACGUCGCAUCCAUGUACUCUGACACCAGCAUCCGCAUUGUGGCUGAUUUGCUCAAGAAGCGGCGUGAGGAAGAACGACUGGCGCUUAUGCCACUGCAAGACCGCAUCUGGAGUGGGCUGCCCGAGGAUUUGAUUGACAGGACUCUUGCAUGCCUGCCAGUUCCAAGCUUCUUCCGUUUUCGUUCCGUGUGUAAGCGCUGGAAUACUCUCCUCAAGACUAAUUCUUUUCUUGAGCUCUGGUCUGAUGUCGUGUCCCAGCAGCUCUGGCUAUUCUCUAUUUAUGCCAAACAUCCCACGGAGAUGGUGGCGAUGGCGUAUAAUCCUUCCCUGGGCAUCUGGCAUACUGUCCCUGUUCCCCAGUAUCUCUCCAAGAUGUACACCUUGGCUUCCGCCGGGGGACUUCUAUGUUCUGCGGCAUAUCCUAAUCGCCUUGCUGUUGUGUGCGUUUGCAACCCUCUGACUACGCAGUGGAAAGAUUUACCCAGCAUGCUCUACAUAAAGCGUGUGCAUUUGCUUGGUAUGGUGGUGGACAAAGUCACAAGGGAGUACAAGAUUGUCGUUGUUGGCACACAGUCUAGGCAAGAUCUGGUAUCCAACACGGAGGUUUAUGAUUCCGCAACUGGAACCUGGGAAAUCACAGGCAGGGCUUUGGGUUCUUUUACUAGCCACCGUUUGGUUUAUUGCAACGGACUAUUUUAUAAUCUUUCUGCAACAAGGGGAUGGCCUGUAACAUUGAUUCUCCAUGCGUAUGACAUCGAGUCACAGAUCUGGAGGGAGGAGAUCCGGUCUGCCAUGCUGUUGAAUUUCCAGGCGCCUCCUUCGCUGGUGGAGUGUCAAGGCUCUCUUUUAAUUGUUGGGAGAAUAUCAGAAGACAGCCAUUUCGCCAAACCUAAAGCUAUUCGACUUUGGGAGCUUAAGGAGAAAGAGACUGGUGGGGAGUGGAUAGAGGUUGUUACCAUGCCACCGGCACUCUUAGAGGAGUUUUGUAAGGAGUGGACGCGUCCCACUCAUUUCCGUUGUCGAGGGUUGGGGAGCGUUAUUUAUUUCCUGAGCUCACGGGCACUCAUGUACGAUUUGUCCCAGAAAGUUUGGCAGUGGCUCCCCAGUGGCCCUGGAUAUCAUUAUGACCACGUAUUACCGUUUGAGCCAAGACUGGAUGUAGUUGUCUAAAAAUCCACUUUCGUAUCUAUUUCCAAGGGUGGCACAAAGUUUCUCGACUUCUUUGCAUGAAGAUUUUUGGUUGAUUUCGGCUUUAAAUUGGUCAAACACAAGAUAUUGCCGAGUAGCUGUGGCAUUUUUGCGUCAGGAAAGAUAGAACCGUUCCAGAUUUAAAGGCUUCUCUCUAUUAAGGAUAAUGGAGCACAUUGCUUCCCAGUUCAAGAAUCUUUAGUUUGUGGCAAGAGCAGCAGAGUGACCAGCAGUGCAAAUUCGAUGUCACAUCAAUAUGAGGAUUCUCCAGUAAGAGCAGAUUUUGCAAUUUGGAGUCCCUGUAUGGAUGAAUCGCAACUUGUUUAUUUGGAAGCAGAGAGUUGAUCUACCUCUAAGGGUGCAAGCUUGGGCAUCAGUAGUGCCCGAUUAUGCUUUUUGGCUUGAUGGUCGCACUGAGUUGCCCGUUAUGUUUACUAGGUCAGACUUUCGUCUGCAGUAAGCAGCUUUAUGUAUGCCGGAUGUCUAAGCAUCCAAAAUGUGCGUGGUUUGAGUGUAGAAGGUGCACUUUUACAGAAGUUGCCCUUUUGGGUUUGUAUUUGGUUUCAGUUGUUUUAGAGCUUGCCAUUGUGGAAAAUGAGCAAUUGGCAGUGUUUUUGACGGUUUUCUCACUCUACGUGAAUAACGAUCUAGUUUCUUGCAUUUGCUUUGAAAUCAA